AUGACCAGAAGCUUUCGAUACCCUGCACUAUAUUUGUUAAUUAUAUUAGCUUUUGUUCUCCUCCUCCUGAUAUUUGCACCUUUACUGACCAAAAACAAUCUCAUCAGCAUUCCGUUCCUUUCCUUUCUCACUAGUACACCUUUCAUCAAUCCAGAUCACUUCAACUACACAAUAACCCCACCGCAAGUUUGUUUAGAUGAGUUCCUCACAGGCUCCAGGCAUCCAAUUCGAAGGAGUAGGCACGACGUUAAUGGUACCAAAGCCAAAAAUAAGACUAGUUUGGAGAGACUUGAAGAAGGUUUAGCUAAAGCUAGAGCAUCAAUACUCGAUGCGAUUCGGUUUAAAAACUAUACCUCAGAGAGAGAAGAGACUUUUAUCCCAAGAGGAAGCAUUUACAAAAAUCCUUAUGCGUUUCACCAGAGCCACAUAGAGAUGAUCAAGAGGUUCAAGAUUUGGAGCUACAAGGAAGGAGAACGUCCAUUAGUGCAUUUGGGUCCGAUGUAUAAGAGGAAAUAUGAUAUGGAAGGUUAUUUCAUAGAUGAAAUAGAGAGGGAGGAGAUCCCAUUUAGGGCUAAACAUCCUGAUGAGGCACACAUGUUCUUCCUCCCUUUUAGUGUUGCCUUCAUCGUUGAUUAUGUGUACGAGCCUAUCAUAACUAGAGAGGAAUACCACCCUAAUCGCCUACAACAGAUUGUCAUGGACUACGUAACCGUCGUGGCACAUAAGUACCCGUACUGGAAUAGAACCAAUGGUGCUGACCAUUUUAUGGUUUCAUGUCAUGACUGGGGACGGAAAAUUUCAGUAGGUCACUCGGAGCUUUACAAGAACUUUGUUAGAGUACUUUGCAAUGCCAACACCUCAGAAGGGUUUGAACCUAGAAGAGAUGUUUCACUACCUCAAGUUUUUUUACAAUCUGGAGAGCCUGGCCCGUCCAAUCUGGCUCAUCAAUCCCCACGCAGUCGCCGGACUCUGGCAUUCUAUGCCGGUGGUGCUCAUGGACUGAUACGAGCUAUCUUGCUCCAUCAUUGGAAGGGCAAAGAUAACAAAGUUCAAGUCUACGAGACUGUUCCCGAAAGCAUGAACUACACCGCACUAAUGGAACAUAGCAAGUUUUGCUUGUGCCCUAGUGGUACUGAAGUGGCAACCCCAAGAGUUGUGGAGGCAAUUUACGCAGGGUGUGUUCCGGUGAUAAUAUCUGACAACUACACACUACCCUUAAGCGAUGUCCUCAAUUGGAGCCAAUUUUCGGUUAACAUUGCCGUUGCGAAAAUACCAGAAAUCAAGACCAUCUUACAAGCGAUUCCAUAUAAGGAGUACCUAAAGAUGCAGAGAAGGGUUUUGAAAGUACAGAGGCAUUUUGUACUCAACAAGCCGGCUAAGCCUUUUGAUGUGAUUCACAUGAUACUUCACUCAGUGUGGCUGAGACGAAUUAACAUUAAGCUACUUGACCGAGAUGAACACAUUAAUUCACGCGUGUAA
Molecule: messenger RNA, 1479 nt
Organism: Fragaria vesca subsp. vesca
Lineage: Eukaryota; Viridiplantae; Streptophyta; Magnoliopsida; Rosales; Rosaceae
Product: probable glycosyltransferase At5g20260-like
Exons: 4
Coding region: 1-1479 (492 amino acids)
Molecular function (GO): glycosyltransferase activity
Source: RefSeq, a predicted model, not a curated record